UUUGACAAAGCUGGACUACAUUCGGGACGCUUACAACAACAUCACUGUCAUCGGCUAGUUUUAUGUUGUUUAUUUUUCCAUUGGAAGGCUUUUAUUUGACGUUUUGCAUAGUUUAAAAAUCCCGAAUAUAUUAUAUUAACUGUUAGGCUGCUAUGUUGCUCCCUUCAGAUGUGGCUCGGCUUGUUUUAGGAUACCUUCAGGAAGAGGGGCUGUCAGCAACCAGCCAAGCUUUUAUUCACGAGAGCCCAAAUCUGAAAGAGUAUGCCGAGCACACUAUAGGAGAUGGAACAGUUCCUGCAUGCGUUUUUUCGAUUUUUGGAAAAGGUCUAACAACUAUUUUAAACGAGUAUGUAGCUGCCAAAGCGAAAGAGUCCUCUCAUGAAGUGCCUCUUGUGAUGACCUCAUUAUGGAAAAAGCUGGACUUUACUCUCAACCAGAUAAAGUCAUUGCAGAAUUCUCCUGCCAUAUCAGCAAGUCAAAGAACGCGGUCACGCAUUGGAGUGGCCAACAUGGCGAGGCAGCGAGCCUUAACUGCCGGUUCCGUCAGUGGGAUCAUUUGUUCUUCAGCCGCUGAGACGAGCUCCAUGGUCAGCCCUGCGCACACCUCCCACACCAUGCUCGGCCACUCCACUCCAGUGUGCAUCACAGGCCCGCACGUCAGACAAGUACCUAACGGCGUCACGCAGCAGCAUCAAGUUCCAGAUAUCAGCCGAAUAAUGAAUACACCCAGGGAUUCUCCUGUGCAAGUUAUCAUUUCAGAGAACCGGUUAACUUCAGGUCCAAUGUCUCCUGGUCGACGGAAAUGGGAUACUCCCAGGAAGAGAGGUGGCGGUCCUGGUGGGUCCAGUGGACCUAAUAGGUCUGCUCCUCCUCCUGUUGGAAGCGUCAGUACUGAACCCCAACCUGAAGAAGCCGUUGAUGAGAACUUUCCUGUGAGUCAACUUGUGAUACAAAAUGCUCGUGACAAAAUCCUGGGGGACAGGUCACUACAAGAGAAGCUUGCUGAAAACAUCAACAAAAUUCUUGCAAAUGAGCCGGUACCACAAACAUCAAAGGCCUCUGUUGGCACCGUGGAGGCAGAUCAGUCAAUAGAUGAAAUUCUGGGUUUGCAGGGGGAAAUCCACAUGAGUGAUGAUGCCAUCCAUGACAUUUUGGAGCAAACAGAAUCCGACCCGGCUUUUCAGGCUCUUUUUGACCUUUUCGAUUACAAUAAAACAAGAUUCCCAGAUGGAGAGAUGGGAGACGUAGAUGUCAGCAGUAGUCCAGAAGAAAUGGACAGUACAGGACCUUCAUCUAUGGUCCGAGUCCUUCAGAACAAUGAUCCAGAUCCUGUGCAGCAACUGCAAGAAAAUCCUCCGGUUGCACCACCAGUAACCCUGAAGACGAAAGCCGUACAGGAGCGUAAAACCAGGAAGUCCACUGCUUCCGUCUUAUUGAAGAAAACAGUCAUCGACUCCAGCGGAAGGUCAUCCAGGAUUGAAAACAGCUCAGCCAGGCUGUUGGUGAGUCAUGGUGAGCACAGAGGAUCCUCGUCUGCCACGGUGGAUCCCAAGAGAAAAGAAAAACCCUCGCACCAAAACAUCAAUGGUGGUGAUGUAUCCAUGGAGAUCUCCGAGCCCACACCAUCCCCGUCCUUGUCCGGUGUGGCCUCUGGGGUUCACUCAGAGGAAAACGUCUCCUCUUCCUCAGGCUGCAUUAGCAAUUCAGUCUCUUCAUCAAAAGACUCUGCCGUGCCAGAAGAGACGCCGGGUCUAAAUGUGGACAAGAAUCAAACUCGGGGAUCUAAUGAAAAGAAUUCCCCUCCAUUUUUAGCUGUAAAUGAGCAGCUUGCUUUAGCGUCUCCUUUGGGAGUUCAGGAGAACAGCUCUCAAAGUUCAAGUCUUCAGUCUUCUGUGUCUGUUUUAGGCAUUGGAAGUGAAGCUUUGCCAGAAUCUACUGUCUCAGUAAUGUCUUUCUCUACCAGUUGUACUGUUACGAGUGCCUCCACCUCUUUAGUGUCCAUUCCCGUGUCUGGAUCAGCUACAUCUGCCUCAGCAUCUGUACCCCCUGCACCCCCCUCGAGCACGCUGUCCUCACCCGGAUGUUAUCCAGCUGCCAACCCCACAACCCCCAUCAAAGCCCCUGGAGAUUCUAGCAACGUGAUGUCCUUGAAGAUCAUCAUAAGCGAUAACCAAGAUGAGGAUUCUUCCAUGGAUACCACCUUAAAUCGAGCCAUUUCAGGAAUCUCUGUGGACAAGAUUCCCACUAUCUACCUUUCCUCUCAAGCUAAGUCACCUGGAGGGCCUGGAACUCCAAAGGUAAACUUUGACGAGGCAGCACAGGCAGUUCGUGGCUUGCAGAGCUCGGAAGCAUUUGGUAGUCCAGCCAGGUGUCGAGCUGGAGCGAUCGCCACGUCUCUAUGUAGUGGAACGCCACAGCCCCAAAGAUAUUUAAUCCAGUUACCCGUGGAUCCAGCGAAACCUGCCGUCCAGGAGUCUCCUGCCAGCUAUUUCCUUGUGACUCCAACACCAGAUGUGCAAGCGAAGCAGGUGCCGCUUCCUUCCGGUGUCUUAGGACAGCCUUUGACGUCCAGUCCGUUUGGGGUGACCACACCAGGACAAACGCAGAGCUUCUCCCCAGGGUCUACACUCAUCUUGCCGUCAGUGGUAAACCCCGUGGUUCUCCCCGUUUCUGUUGUGGGCCAGAACACCUUGGGAAAGGUCCAGCUGGUGUCCAACCAGCUUGUUGACGUACCAAAUCCCAUCGCGGUUCAACCAAUGGAAACGGUGAAGCCUGUGACGGUGGCGGCCAAACCGCCUCCAACUCCCAACAUGUCAGAUAAAAGCCAGGCUGCUGAAAUGGUUCAGCCUGAAACCACAGACCAGCUUGAUGCAGCAAAGGGUCCAAGUCAUAAACGAAUAUUAUGUUUUGAAUCUUCUUCUUCUUCGAAAACUCUACCAUGCAACGCUAAAACUACUGACACCACCAACUCCAAAGCUCCAAAUCCAUCUGGAUCAAAAUCUAUUCCACCCCCCAGUAAAGACAAGAGACAACCAGCCACCAGAACCAAACCCAAUAUUUUGGGUGGGAACAAACCCAAGAGGAGGAUAGAGCCUAUCAGAUGCUCAGGGGGGGCUCUAGCUGAAGUUUCCUCAUUAAAAGAUACGGUUCCUGUUCUAAAACAGCAAAAGGAGUCUUUAAAGAAUACUUCUUCUAACAGCCAGGAAGUUCAGAAUUCAGAAACUGAAGCUGCGAAAAAGUCAGAAUUAGGAGAAACGUCACAAUCUAGUGACAAGAGUGUUGCAUCUGCCGAAGAAACAAAAGCAAAAAACUCUCGGAGUUUGAGGUCACUAUCAUCAGAUGUAUCGGGAAGCAGAAAGGAUAAAGAGGACGGCAGGAAAGAGGCAGCAGGGAAAUCACGUGAAGGUCGAACCGAGAAGAGAACUCCGUCCCAAGAGGCGCCAAACGUCACAGCCAACAAGGAAAAUGAAAUGAAGCAGCAGCAGGUGACGACGUCUUCUUCCUCAGAGUCAAGAGACUUCAGCCCUCCGGCCGUCUCCCAGCUGACGCCGAACCCGCAACCCAAGGCUGCAAAGGCUCCAUCAAAGACCAGCUCUUUGGCCAAGCAGGCCGCGGAGAUGCUGCAAGACAUUCAAGGACAGAAGAGCUCAACCACCCCUACUAAAAAACCUGGAACUGGCAGCUCCAAUCCAAGUGUGAAUAGCCGCGAGACACCAGCCAACAGUCCCAGGACUCCCUCCCACCCUAAAAAGGGUAAAGACCUAGAAGGGACCCCCAAGCAUCAGUUAACUCCCAACACCCCUGACGUUCCCACCUGCAGCCCUGCCAGCGAAGCCGGCAGUGAGAACAGCAUCAACAUGGCGGCACACACGCUCAUGAUUCUGUCCCGCGCCGCCAUCGCCAGGACCGGAACCCCCCUGAAGGACAGCCUGCGCCAGGACGAGGCUGGACAGAAGUCCCCUGCAAGUACAAAGACUAAGAAACGCAAAGCACCUUCUCCAACGGAAACCCCUCCUUCAAAGAGGGAGCUGAAACAAUCCCCCAGUAAAAAGAAAGACAGGGAAAGGAAAAAACUCACUGACUGCUUUCCCCAUGAUCUGGAUGUGGACAAGUUUUUGUCUUCUCUUCAUUAUGAUGAAUGAAAAACCGGAAGGACACCAGAAACCUGCAAAACCACAACUUGUUGAAGUUGCAGUUCAGGAAUACACUCAAACCACAGUAUAGCCUGUGUCUGUUCUUCUCAGAUUUUAGGUUCCUGACACCAAAUGACUUAUGUCAUGCUCUGCCACGCUGAGACUUCAAAAUGACUGUUUUCAUGUGUUAAUGAUGUCAGGCCGUUAACUCUUUAAAUGCACCAUUAAACUGUUCUAUCAGUGUGUGGUUUUUUUUCAGGCAUACAUCAGUUAGACGCUGUAAAAUCCAGAUCUUGCAACAAUAUAUCUUCAAUGAUCUGCCAUCAUUCAUCCAUCUUUUAAAAACAUAACAAAUUAUCAUUAUAAAACAAAAAAUAAUAAAAUCUGAGUGUUUUUUUGGAUGUAUGCAGCAGUAGCUGGUGUAUGUUUU
This is a messenger RNA of Oryzias melastigma (Indian medaka), 4563 nucleotides long. It is a transcript of the gene npat, whose product is annotated as nuclear protein, ataxia-telangiectasia locus. Bases 153 to 4142 code for a protein of 1329 amino acids. Gene Ontology annotation, cellular component: nucleus. NCBI's taxonomy places the organism in Eukaryota, Metazoa, Chordata, Actinopteri, Beloniformes, Adrianichthyidae. The record is from RefSeq and is a predicted model, not a curated record. The transcript is spliced from 17 exons. Gene Ontology annotation, molecular function: protein binding; transcription coregulator activity.